UUUAUACAUUAUCAAUAACAGUAUGUAUUUAAGAAUAAAACGGCUCUCCAUAGAUGAUCACAUGACUUUUUGAAACACAUUUAAUGAAAUGUCCGCGGUCUGAAUCCAGUCCAGGACUCAGGGACGUCCACUGGUUGCUUUGCUCAGGGGCCCUAAAACGUUUCCACUGGGGCUCCUGCUGUGACGGGGCCACUGCUCUGACUGGAGCCUUUAUGCAUUUUAAAUCAUAAAACUACAUUUUUCUAAGCGUGGCACGUGUAACUCCUCAGAAGCUGACAGUGGUGUGUUGUUUUUAUCUAUAACCUUCAGAUUGGGUCUAUAACUUCAGAGCAGGGUCUGUCAGCUGAACUAAUAAUCCUUCAUUAAUAUUUGGAUUUGAAUUGUUGGAGCGCUCUUCAGCUGAUCUGACAAAACUAUCGACUCCAUAAAUGACCCGUUUGCUGUAUUCUACAAGUUCUUUUGAGUUCCUGCAGUUUAGAAAUGUCCCUGAAGGUUUAACGGUGCUGUAGACCGUCUUCCACGCUGCAGAUGAAUUCCCUCUAGCUUCACUGACCACUGAAAUCUGAACAUUAGCCUCAGGAUCUGGUACCUUUUUAAUCAUGGGAUUUCUUAAGCCUUUGUUUAUAGCUGUGUCUGUGGUUAACUUUCACCCCUUCCUCACACCUUCCUCUUCCACCAUAUUGCACCAAAGGAACCGGGAUUCAAGCCCAGGACCCCGUAUCAAAGAGGCGGACAUAUCCCAACACACAGUCUAAAAAUUGUUUGGCAGCGGGUAGAAACAGCCGGUAGCGGGUAGAAACAGCCGGUAGCGGGUAGAAACAGCCAGUAGCGGGUAGAAGCAGCCGGUAACGGGUAGAAACAGCCGGUAGCGGGUAGAAACAGCCGGUAACGGGUAGAAACAGCCGGUAGCUGGUAGAAACAGCCGGUAGCGGCUAGAAACAGCCGGUAACGGGUAGAAACAGCCGGUAGCGGGUAGAAACAGCCGGUAGCGGGUAGAAACAGCCGGUAGCGGGUAGAAACAGCUGGUAGCGGGUAGAAGCAGCCGGUAACGGGUAGAAACAGCCGGUAGUGGGUAGAAACAGCCGGUAACGGGUAGAAACAGCCGGUAACGGGUAACAGCGUUUGAACCUGCCGCUGACGGCUGGGUCUGGCCUGCCCAGGAGGCGGGGCCAGGUGAGCUGUCGGCAGGAAGCUGGUGCUUAGCUCCAAUUAGCAAUAAUUGCAGGAUUAGAGAACUCAGAUGAUCCUCUGCUAAUCAGAUCAGGGCCGGCUUUAGAAGGACGCCGGGCUGUUUGCUCCCAUUCACACCUCCAGUCCCACUCAGGCUGCUUCAUGCCGGCGUCCCUGUCCUCCAUCAUGGCUCACAAUCCUGCUGUCCAGUUCCCCGGCUCGUUUUGGAGCAGCUCACAGCUCUGAACCUCGUCUAGAGACUCUCUGAUCCUUCAGGACCGUUGCUGUGGGCCAGAGCUCUGGGAGAUCCCAUCAUGCCGUUCAUGUCUCUGAAGUUCAACCUGCAGAAGCGGGUCAAGCUGGCCCAGGGUCUCUGGAUGCUCUACUGGCUCGCCGUCAUCGUGGGCAUCAUCAUCUUCAGCCUCGGCAUCUUCUUCAAGAUUGAGCUGAGGAAGAGGAGUGAGAUCAUGGACAACAACGAGAGCCACCUGGUGCCCAACCUGCUGAUCCUGCUGGGGAUGUUGUCCUGCGGCCUGAACGCCUUCGGGGGCAAGCUGUGCCACGAGUCUCUGGACCCCCAGAAGUUCUCCAAGAUGAAGCCGAUGCUGAAGCCCUACAUGCUGCUGAGCUGCGGCUUCAACGCGCUGCUGCUGCUGCUGGUGCUGCUCUGCUUCCUCAUGCAGUUCGCCGUGUACCUGACGCUGGCCGAGGGCCUGAAGAACGCCAUCCGCUUCUACAAGGACACGGACACGCCGGGACGCUGCUUCAUGAAGAGGACGCUGGACAUGACCCAGAUCGAGUUCCGCUGCUGCGGAAACAACAACUUCAGGGACUGGUUCGAGGUGCAGUGGAUCAGCAACCGCUACCUGGACAUGAGCAACGACGUGGUCAAAGAUCGUGUCCUCAGUAAUGUGGAGGGGAAGUACCUGAUGGACAGCGUCCCCUUUAGCUGCUGUAACCCUGGCUCCCCGCGGCCCUGCAUCCAGCACCACCUGACCAAUAACUCCGCCCACUAUGACUACGACCACCGCAUCGAGGAGCUGAACAUCUGGAACCGGGGCUGCCACCAGGCCGUCUUCUCCUACUACAGCAGCAUCAUGAACAGCAUUGGAGCGCUGCUCAUCUGCACCAUCAUCCUGGAGGGGGUGGACGUGGCAGGUCUGAAGUACCUGUGCACAGCGCUUGAGACCAUGGAGGACCCAGAGAAUCCGGAAUGUGAGAGCGAAGGCUGGCUGCUGGAGAAAGGCUUCAAGGAGACCCUAGCGGACAUGUUCACCAAGUUAAAGACACUGGGGCGGGCCAACCAGGUGGAGGAGGCCGGGGACUCCCCCGAGGUCGCCACCUGAGCGGUGGCACACAAAACUGAGCGGGGACUGCAAGAGGAGGCGCCGGGUCCAAGAACUGCACAAACACUACUGAUCAUGUGCUUCCAUCAUGCAUCACACACACACACACACACACACACACACACACACACACACACACACACACACACACACACACACACACACACACACACACACACACAGUUAUUUCCAGACUGUAACUAUGUAAAAAGGAUUUGAAUUGAGCAGAGCCUGCCGGCUGUAUGUGAGUCUGCUGGAGUCCAGGUUACCCGAAGCCAAACAUCCAACAUGGCGGACACGCGGGUCGCUGCUGCAGCUCCACAGGUUGUCCUGCAGGGCGAGCAAGUUUGAAGGACUUUUGCCAAACUUUUAUUUUUCUACGCUCAGAUUUUACUUAGUGUGUGUCGAUGAACAGCGUCGGUCGGGCUCCGGUCCUCAGCGCCGCUGACCUGCGAUGGGCUGCCAUGGAAACAGCCAAUGGCGUGAAGGUUAUGCAGGACGACCCGGCUGUGCAUUAGGUGUCAGGACAGGAAGUUAUGUCAACAGUCAGGAAGUCCUGUCAUAAUUACACAGUGAUGACAGAGUUACAGAACAUGAUGUCAUAAUUACAGGAAAUAAUGGGAGAGCCACCCCACUGCAGGUGCAGGGGGUCGCCAUUUUAACAAUUAAUGCCGGAAGUUCACACCAGAAGAUUUGGACAUUUGCGGAUAGUGAUAGAAAGCUUAGGAAACCUAAACCUGAGGUCAGUGAAUUUAAUACCUAAAGCUAUGGUGUAUCACCUCCCAUGGAGCUAACAUUGGUGGAUGAGAAACCUUGACCUACGGUCAGUGGAUUUAUACGACUUCAUUAACUUCAGGGUGUACUUCCGACAUCGAUUGCAAAAACGGCCGUGCCUGCCGCUGCUGGACGUUACUCCUGAAUUAUGUUGAGAAGUGAUGUCAGUGCUAAAGAAGGUGAGGAGAGCAGAAAGGUUGUCAGGGCUGGUGGAGUUUGAUGUACCAGAGGUGCUGUUAGAGUUACAGGAAACAGUGACAGGAAGUGAUGUCAGACAUGUUCCUGAAUGCAGCAGCUGAAUCUGCAGCCAUCUAUCUCCACAGCUUUAGUAAACUUUGAAUAUUUCUGAGCAUGUGCGCUGAGCCUGGCAGACAGCGCACAGGGAGAAACGUGCCGUCUGGCUCUGUGUUGGACCGAGCUGUAGCUGAGUGUGUAGACUGGCUGUGUAGGUUGUGAUGACUCCUGAUGUUUUGUGAUGUUUGUAGUCUGCUGGGUUCCAUAAAAACCCCAGAACCAAA
This is a messenger RNA of Fundulus heteroclitus (mummichog), 3808 nucleotides long. It is a transcript of the gene prph2b, whose product is annotated as peripherin 2b (retinal degeneration, slow). The transcript has 3 exons. Gene Ontology annotation, biological process: visual perception. Lineage: Eukaryota; Metazoa; Chordata; Actinopteri; Cyprinodontiformes; Fundulidae. The coding region runs from base 1485 to 2516 and encodes 343 amino acids. Gene Ontology annotation, cellular component: membrane. The record is from RefSeq and is a predicted model, not a curated record.